UUCCGUUUGAUCUCGUUAAAUAUGAACAUGUGCAACAAUGGUAACUUCUGGUUGCUGCUGAAUACGACUGACACAGGAGGUGAAUUAAAAUGGCUUAUAAACGUGCUCCAAAAUGCUGAAAAUAAUGACGAGAAAGUCCACAUCAUGGCCACAUCAAUCCCGGUAACGGUGGAUGUCUUCGAGCAUGGAGUUGGAAUUAUUAUAAAAUUGUUAACCGAUAUGAGAGUACUAUCGUUGCUCAGUUUUUUGGUCACACCCACUAUGAUUCAUUCGAACUAUUCUAUGAUGAGAAGACACUGAAAAGACCGACCAACAUAGCGUACAUCGGUGGUAGUAUCACAACGUAUAGCUUUCUAAACCCUAACUACAGAUUAUACGACAUUGAUGGAAAUUACAAUAGCAGCUCUCGAGUUGUUUUGGAUCACUCCACAUAUGUGAUGAAUUUGACAGAUGCCAAUUUAACAGGAAACACAACAUGGUUCAAAGAAUACUCCGCCAAAUCUGCCUUCAACAUGACUUCAUUGCUGCCAGCAGAUUGGCAAAAAGUGGUUGACACGUUUAAGAAGAAUGACACUCUGUUUCAAGAAUUCUACAGGUAUUACAAUAAAUUACAUGUGACGUCAUCAUGUGAUGAUGCCUGCAAGAAGUCUAUGAUAUGUGACCUCCAAACAGCAAGGUCAAGUGACCCUAGUCUUUGCAAAGAUGACUUCUUUGGAGAUGUGACAAAGCUCAGAAAACAACAAGCACUAUGCUGACACACUUGUUUUUUUUCUAACAGUUAUUUUUAUAUGAUGCAGGAUCCAAAUCAAUACAUCUGACUCACAUACAAUUUACAUUUUAUAUUAUAGUUUUUCUUGAGAUUUGUGAUGUGAUGUUAGAUUGUUGUCAGAUUUUUAUUUCUUAUUAUCAUGCUGGUUGUACUCAUUGGCUGAGGUUUGCUUAUUAAAGAUGGCAAUACAUUGGUAAAUGUGAUACUGAAAA
Messenger RNA from Saccoglossus kowalevskii, 981 nucleotides. RefSeq names its product sphingomyelin phosphodiesterase-like. Gene Ontology annotation, cellular component: lysosome. Gene Ontology annotation, biological process: ceramide biosynthetic process; sphingomyelin catabolic process. Lineage: Eukaryota; Metazoa; Hemichordata; Enteropneusta; Harrimaniidae. The record is from RefSeq and is a predicted model, not a curated record. Gene Ontology annotation, molecular function: acid sphingomyelin phosphodiesterase activity.